Molecule: messenger RNA, 1077 nt
Organism: Impatiens glandulifera
Lineage: Eukaryota; Viridiplantae; Streptophyta; Magnoliopsida; Ericales; Balsaminaceae
Product: syntaxin-61-like
Exons: 8
Coding region: 237-989 (250 amino acids)
Biological process (GO): Golgi vesicle transport
Cellular component (GO): membrane
Source: RefSeq, a predicted model, not a curated record
CUCCAAAGUAUUCCUUUUUCGACUGAAUCAGCAUAAUGAAUAUGCGCCAUUGAUACUUGGAUCCAUUCGCCAGCAGAUCUCUCUCUCUCUACCCUCUAUUUAGAUCUGGAUACAGGUUCCAAAACACCUGCCAGUUUCGAUUCUCUAUCAACUUACUCGACGGUGAUAGCGGAAGAUCUAUCACCAUGAAUCGAAUUUGAAUUUUUAAAGGUGCUAAUUAUAUAACUUGACAGAAUAUGUCUUCUGCUCAGGAUCCAUUUUACAUUGUCAAGGAGGAGAUUCAAGAAUCUAUUGAUAAGCUGCUGUCUACAUUUCGCCAAUGGGAGCAUAUUCCUUUAGGCAAUCAAGAGCAACAAAACCUGACAAAGGAACUGCUUGUUGGAUGUGAGAGCAUUGUGUGGCAGGUAGAUGAAUUGGACAAGGCGAUAUCAGUGUCGGCAAGAGAUCCUGCUUGGUAUGGCAUUGAUGAAAAGGAACUUGAUAAAAGGAGGAGAUGGACAAGCACUGCUCGCAUUCAGGUGGGAAAUGUGAAGAAGACUUUACUGGCUGGUAAAGAAUUGGAUGGUACAAGAACCUCAAAUUUGAGUGGGAUGCGUCGUGAACUGAUGAGACUACCCAAUUCACAGCAGAAUGAGAGGAGCACCCACCAAUACACCUCGGCGAAUAACAAUAACGAUGAUCUCAUAUCAUCAGAGUCUGAUCGACAAUUGCUUCUCAUAAGGCAACAGGAUGAAGAGCUUGAUGCACUUAGUGCAAGUGUGGAGAGAAUUGGAGGUGUUGGUCUUACAAUACAUGAAGAACUUCUUGCGCAGGAGAAUAUUAUUGGUGACUUGGGAAUGGAAAUGGAAAGUACUUCCAAUCGCCUUGAUUUUGUUCAGAAAAAGGUGGGCAUGGUGAUGAAGAAGGCUGGAGCUAAGGGUCAGAUGAUGAUGAUACUUUUCUUGUUUUUUCUAUUCAUUAUCCUAUUUGUUUUAGUAUUCUUUACCUAGAUUUUAUUAGAUUCAACACUCCCGAAUAUUUUAGUGAUCCUUAAGACAUGUUUUUGUUCUAUGUUUCUUUUUAUGGUAAUAAUUCUGA